Dracunculus medinensis (Guinea worm) is the source of this 1263-nucleotide messenger RNA. Lineage: Eukaryota; Metazoa; Nematoda; Chromadorea; Rhabditida; Dracunculidae. The record is from the annotation of a GenBank genome assembly.
AUGGCAUUUCGGAAUGAUGCUCUUUCUUCAGUUCUUAGACGUUGUCUGGAAACGGGUUCGAAUGGUACUAGGCAAGACUCGGUACAAGAAAUGAAAAGGCCAUUGCGCUCUCAAUCCUUGAAACACCGGCAACGUCCGGCUAUAGAAAUUAAACGGUGCGCACAGAAUGAGCAACAGAAGGAGAGAAGACGUUCUACUCCAAACAUUUCGCGGAGAUUUAGCUUCAGUCAACGGAAUCGAAAUGAAUCAAUGCGUACCGAUGUUUGGCCCGAACCAAAAUCCAGCGUUAUUGAGGAACGUUUUUUGAGGUUACCUGAUUCUGAAGAUUAUACAAGAGUACGACAAUUUAAAAUCGAUGAAAAAGGUGCUGUUGUUAGCCGAGGAGAUUCAUUUCGAUUAAAGAAGAUGAGCAAAAUAUCAGAACACAGAAACUCGCCGAGACCCAGAGAUUCGGAAAGUAUUUCUUAUGAUCCUAAUUCGAGAGCCGGUAGUACAAGUAGUAAUGAUGGUAAAAUUUCCAAUGAUAGUCCAACGACAAGCCAUCAUUACAAGAUUUAUAUAGUCGGGGCUGUAGGCACUGGUAAAUCUGCUUUAAUCGGACAGUUCAUUACUUCGGAAUAUCGAAAUACUUUUGCCACAGAAAUAGAAGAAUACGAUAAUUUUGUCUCAGUUAAUAUUGGCGGCCAGGAAAGUGAAUUAACAUUUUAUGAAGCAGAUUCAAAUGACGAUUCGUGGCUUUAUUCGGAUGUUAAUUUGUAUUUGUUGUUGUACAGCAUAGAUUCUCGUGGAAGUUUAAGAGAAGUUCUUUCCAUACUGAAAAGAUUAAGGGAAUUUGAAUCAACAAAGCAUAAGCCAGUUGUCAUAACUGGAAAUAAAGCUGAUUUGGAAAGGAAACGUUCAGUAAAGAAAGGAGAUGCCAAAAACGCCAUUUUGACUUACGGAGUUCCACACUAUGAAAUAUCUGUUGCAUUAAAUCAUCACGUCGAUGAAUUACUCGUCGGUUUAAUAGCUGAGAUACGGGAAUCGAGUAAGCCGAAAAGGAAAAGUAACUCCAGCAUCGAGAAUGAGCCGUCUAAUUCAAAUAGCGAAGAAGAAGAACCGUCAGAUUUUCAUGCUGCAAUUCGUCGAUUCUCACGACGAAGAAUGCUCGAGAUGGGUGUCGAUUCUGAACUCGAGGAAAAUAAGUGUGCCAAUUUAAAACCAUUGAAUUUAAUCGAUCGGUUUCGAAGUUGGCGACGAUCUUUGCCAAAAUCCAAACCAUGA